AAAAUUCCGGCUGAAAAUUAACUAAUUUAAUUAACACCCAUGCAUAUGCACUGUUUCUGUGAGCUGUUGCGAGUAUGAAAUAGCCGGGGAAACGGACAAACACACACAAAAACCCUGGAACCAGAAGCCAAGCAAUCGAAGAACACAAGGAUGCUGCUCGUCGGCAACGCAAUCUGGAAGUGGAGCCGUCUCUUCGGUGCCCUGCUACUGCUGCUGGGAGUGCUCAGGACUGCCUCAGGCCUAUCCUCGCGGGUCCUGGAGCUGAGCGAUCGGUUCAUCGAUGUCCGUCACGAGGGCCAGUGGCUGGUGAUGUUCUAUGCCCCGUGGUGCGGCUACUGCAAGAAGACGGAGCCAAUAUUCGGUCUGGUGGCGCAGGCGCUGCAUGCCACCAAUGUGCGGGUGGGGAAACUCGAUUGCACCAGGUAUCCGGCAUCUGCGCGCGAGUUCAAGGUGCGCGGCUAUCCCACGAUAAUGUUCAUCAAGGGCAACAUGGAGUUCACCUACAACGGCGACCGGAGUCGCGACGAACUCGUGGACUAUGCCCUGCGCAUGUCCGGGCCGCCCGUGCAGCUCGUGACGCGCACAGAGAGCGUGGAUAUGCUCAAGGGAUCGCACACGAUCUUCUUCAUGUUCGUCGGCCAGCAGGAGGGCGUCGUCUGGGACACGUACUAUGCGGCAGCGGAGGGCUACCAGGAGCACGGCUUCUUCUAUGCCACCAGCGAGGACAUUGCCGCCCAGCACUUUGACUUCGAGAAGCUGCCGGCGGUUAUCGUCUACAAGGAGGAGCAGCACCACUUCUAUCCGCACGGCCAUGUGGCCCACGAGAUGGACCCCAACGAGGUGAACGAAACGAUCUUCCAGUGGGUCAAUGUGGAGCGGUUUACCCUCUUCCCCAAGGUCACGCGCUUCAACAUCCACCAGCUGCUGAAGACCCAGAAAUACCUGGUCCUGGCCGUCGUCCAGGAGGAUAAACUCAGCCAGAUCGCCACGCACGAGCUGGAGUUCCGCGACAUGGUCGAAGGCGUUAUCCGGAAGCACAGGCCGCGGUAUCACAACAAAUUUCAGUUUGGAUGGAUUGGCGAGCCCGCCAUCGCCCAUUCCAUCAUCCUGGACCAGCUGCCGACCCCGCAUCUGAUAGCGAUCAAUUCGAGCACCCAGCACCACUUCAUACCCGACGACGAUCCCAUGCAGAUGACGCCGCAGGCCCUCCACCUCUUCCUCGAGUCCAUCAGCAACGAGAGCGCCAUCGCGUAUGGCGGCGACACCUACUUUGUGCGCUGCAAUCGGGCGCUGUUCGAGCUGAAACGUUCGCUGAAGGACAUGUGGAAGGGGAAUCCCGUGCUGACGACCGUCAUCUUUGGCCUGCCGCUGGGCUUCCUCUUGCUGAUCAUGUACUCCAUAUUCUGCGGUGAUUGCCUCGUCACCGAGGAGGACCAGGACGAGGAUCACGAGAAAAAGGAGUAAUCCCAAUCUAGAGCAAUUUUUCUACUGCUUUCAUCUUAAGCCAAAGUCUAGUCCUAUGUUUAGAGAACUCUUUCCCAUCUCAUCUCGAAGGAUGCGAUGCGGAGGAUACAGCAUACAGAUCGAUCUCCCAUCCGCCUUUAGAGGUGUUUGCAUUUGCAUUUGCAGAUAUAGAAACGUGUUCCGUGUGCAUCUUGUUUUCGUUUUAAGUUAUUAAGAAAUAAAAGUAUUUAGCAAAGAGAAA
This is a messenger RNA of Drosophila persimilis, 1705 nucleotides long. It is a transcript of the gene Tmx3, whose product is annotated as protein disulfide-isomerase TMX3. NCBI's taxonomy places the organism in Eukaryota, Metazoa, Arthropoda, Insecta, Diptera, Drosophilidae. Gene Ontology annotation, molecular function: protein disulfide isomerase activity. Gene Ontology annotation, biological process: peptidyl-cysteine oxidation. The record is from RefSeq and is a predicted model, not a curated record. Gene Ontology annotation, cellular component: endoplasmic reticulum. The transcript is spliced from 3 exons. The coding region runs from base 151 to 1464 and encodes 437 amino acids.